Molecule: messenger RNA, 3446 nt
Organism: Hypomesus transpacificus
Lineage: Eukaryota; Metazoa; Chordata; Actinopteri; Osmeriformes; Osmeridae
Product: E3 ubiquitin-protein ligase HECTD3-like
Exons: 22
Coding region: 325-2901 (858 amino acids)
Molecular function (GO): ubiquitin-protein transferase activity
Source: RefSeq, a predicted model, not a curated record
UUGACGAUGAUCUGGGUACUUCCGUAUGGUAGCUAUAGCUAGCUGGUAAGCGUCAAGUAUAUGCUACAGUACAGUAAUGCCAAAAAUGUGCGUUUUUACUUAACUAUCGAAGGAACUGAUGAGGGAAACUGCUCUCCCAAGAUUGCUAGCUAAAUAGCUAGUUGCAUAAGAGUAUUGCAGCGUCAGUACAGGAAAACAAAGGGAAAACCAAACUGCUCACUGUAAUGUCAGGGGGUGUUCCUUAAACUCUGGAGGCAUUCACACAGCUCACCGACUGUCACUGCUGCUACGCCUGCCUAGCUGUGAGCUGGAACACAGCUGGAAAUGUCACCUGGCGACAACCCUCAUGUUUUACUAGGAAGAAUUCGCUUCCUAAACAAGUGCAUUGAAUGUUUUAGGAAGAAUGAAUUGGUGCCAGAAUGUCUGUGUUAUGUCCCAAAGGAGGUUUGCUAUAAAAUCUGUAAAGAUUCAUCAUCAAACUCAACUGCCUCGUUUAGCUCUUCCGCCAGCAUCUCUGCAGGAAAGACCCUUGUGUCAGUUUGGGAAAGCCCCCAUCAAACUCCACAUAGCAAGAAGUUAUACAAGUAUAACAUUGAAUUAAAGAAAGGGGCAAUUUUUCGGACUACUGGGGAAGAAUACUGCAACAGUCAAGGACUAUGGGUCAAAAUAAACAAGGAGCAGCUGGAGGAGCACCGUGUAGGACAGGAGCUGGAGGAGGGCUGGAUCCUGGUGUGUAAGCACACAGAAGGAGGGGACAGACUGGUGCCUGUAGAAUCCCCCGAAACUGUCAACAGGCACCAGCAGCUCUUUGGCUACGAUCACAAACCUUGCGACAGGUGGGAGCAGGUGGUGGACAUAGAGGGCUCCCUACAUCUAGGCUCUAAGCCUAAGAUCGCUGAUUGUGAUGAAGCUGCUGUCCAGAAGCUCAGACACGUGCCGCCCACCUGGACAUUUGAAUGUGACGAGGACUUGGUGCACUACUUCUAUGACCAUAUAGGCAAGGAGGAUGAGAACAUGGACAAUUUGAAACGGUGUGUCACCAGCAUUGAACUGUCAUCUUCUUCAGAGGACCACAGUAUUGCAGUGGCCCAUCUUACUGAUGGAAACGUAGACACUUACUGGGAGAGUGAAGGCAUUCAGGGCAAACACUGGAUACGCCUGCACAUGAAGAGAGGCACUGUAGUCAAUAAGCUGAUCUUGACCUUGGAUUCAUCAGAUGAUGGCAUGCCCAAGAGCGUCAACGUAUUUGGGGGAGAGAGGGACAACCUGAAGAAGCUGAAUGAUGUCACUAUAGACGAACAUCUGGUUGGAGAAGUAUGUGUGCUGGAAGACAUGACAACCCACCUUCCGGUCAUUGAGGUUCGAAUUGCAGAGUGUAUGGAAGAGGGCAUGGACACACGGGUCAGAGGUCUGAAGAUCAAGUCGUCCUCUGAGAGAGACCUGGGCCUCAGUGCUGAUGUGUUCCAGUCCCCAAACCUGGUGCGCUACCCUCGCCUGGAGGGGACCCCAGCUGACGUGCUCUACCGCAGGGCUUUAAUCAUCCAGAGAUUCAUCUCUCUCCUGGACAGUCUACUGCCCCACCUGGUCCCGGCCUGGGACUACAGUCUGGGAACCUUCAACCAGAUCAAAAAUAUAAAGCAGUACCUGCUGCUGUCAAAGCGCCGCUCUGCCCUCAUCACCCAGUGCCUGAAGGACUCUGAGACCAGUAAUCCCACCUCCAUGCCCUGUCUCUACAUCAACCGCCGACUGGCUGCGGAGCACAAAGACAACCCCUCUCUGGACCCAAGCUGCAAGAAGGCCGUCUUUACACAGGUGUAUGAAGGACUUAAACCGUCUGAAAAGUUUAAGAAAACCUUGGACUACAGAUGGCCAGCACAAUAUGAUCAGUGGUGGGAGUGCAAAUUUGCUGCAGAGGGAAUCAUUGAUCAAGGUGGUGGAUUCCGGGACAGUCUGGCAGAUAUGUCAGAGGAGCUGUGCCCCAGCUCUGCAGAGUGUCCCAUGCCCCUGCCUUUCUUCACCCGCACGUCCAACCAGGGUACUGGCGAAGCUAGGGACUACUAUGUACCCAACCCGUCCUGUAAAGAGUUCCAGAAGUAUGAAUGGAUCGGCCAGCUCAUGGGAGGGGCUUUCAGAGGAAAGGACUUCCUGGUUCUGGCUUUACCUGGCCUGGUUUGGAAGCAGCUCACUGGAGAGGCAGUCAGCUGGAGCAAAGACUUCCCUGCUGUAGACUCUGUGUUGGUGAAGCUACUGGAGGCCAUGGAGAACAUGGACCAGGAGACGUUUGAGUUCAAGUUUGGUCAGGAGCUGGUCUACACCACUCUGCUGAGCGAUGGCCAGCUGGUGGACCUCAUCCCUGGAGGCAGCAGUGUGGUGGUCCGCUACGAGGACCGCCGGGAGUUCAUCCGUCUAGUGCAGAAAUCCCGUCUCGAGGAGUGCAAACCGCAGAUAGCAGCGAUGCAUGCGGGGCUGGUGAAGGUGGUGCCCCAGGCUGUCCUGGACCUGCUCACCUGGCAGGAGGUGGAGAAGAAAGUGUGUGGAGAUCCUGAGAUCACGGUGGAGGCCCUCAAACGACUUACUCACUUUGAGGACUUGAAACCGACUGAUGUUCAAGUGCAAUACUUUUGGGAAGCCCUCAUGAACUUCACCAACGAGGAUCGUAGCAGGUUUUUGAGGUUUGUGACAGGGAGAAGCCGUCUCCCAGCACCUAUGGGAAUCUUUCCGGAAGGACAAAGCUCUGAAACCACUGAUGGACUGCCAAAAUCCUCCACGUGUUCAAGUACUCUAUAUUUACCAAACUAUACUAGUGCAAAGAUCUGUGAGGAGAAGUUGCGCUAUGCUGCCUACAACUGUGUGGCCAUUGACACUGAUAUGAGCCCCUGGGAUGAAGCCUUUAGUAACUGAUGCACCCCAUUAGAGAAUCACUGUUUAGCAGGAACUAUAAGAGGAACUAUUGCAUUACUGUAUCUUUCCAACUGCAAAUCAAUUACAGCUCACAUAGUAUUGUGUGAAAUAAAGCUGACUUUUAUCGUCUUUCUAGAUUUACUAUAUUAAGGUGGAUCAAAAUGACUAUAAUGCACAAAAAAGAUCACAUUAUUGCUGGACCUGUUGGUUGGCUUUUUUGGGAUACAAAUUUAAUUAUAAAAUGAUCCUUAGGGGGCGGGGUCACAUUUAACCUGGUGCCGGGGUACGUCAUUGUUAAAUGUAACUCAAGAGGGCUGUGCGUGGAGAGAUGACAAUGCUUAUGUAAUUGAAACUGUGCUUGCACGUCAACAACAACAACUAUCUUGAGCAGGGAAAGAAUUGCACUAAGGAAAAAAUUGCAUUGCAUUUGUAACUACCUCAUAAAGCUGGUUUAGGAAAUGCCAAAAGUGUGCAACAAUGUCAACAAGGCAAAGAGUGGCUACUUUGAAGAAUCUGAAAUAAAAUACAUUGAUUUGUUUGAUCCA